Cheilinus undulatus (humphead wrasse) is the source of this 2345-nucleotide messenger RNA. RefSeq lists its product as uncharacterized. Gene Ontology annotation, molecular function: protein tyrosine kinase binding; MHC class II protein binding. Gene Ontology annotation, biological process: interleukin-15-mediated signaling pathway; T cell activation; positive regulation of ERK1 and ERK2 cascade. The transcript has 7 exons. Gene Ontology annotation, cellular component: external side of plasma membrane; membrane raft. The coding region runs from base 57 to 941 and encodes 294 amino acids. The record is from RefSeq and is a predicted model, not a curated record. Lineage: Eukaryota; Metazoa; Chordata; Actinopteri; Labriformes; Labridae.
UAGAAGAUCAGACUGUUCGGAGUGUGAGAGCUGAAGAAGAGAGACGGAGAAUCACCAUGGAUGAGCUCAGAUGGAUUCACAUUUCUGUCAUUCUGACAGCGCUGCUUCACUUUACAGUGAGUGGGAAUCAAAAUUUCUUCACUAUCAAACAAGGAGAAGACGUGACUUUGCCUUGUGAGAACGUGAGCGACCAUCAGAGAUGUGGCGGCACUAUAUGGCUCUUUACUGAUUCAACAAACACAAGAACAAUGGAGCUGAGUAAACAUGGGCAGGUUGGUGAAAAUGCUGGAGCUAAAUCAGACAGACUGAGUGUUACAGAGGAUUGUUCUCUGAUGAUAAAGAAGGUCACACAAGAGGAUGCUGGGCGUUAUGUCUGUAGACACGAGAAAUGGGGACGAGAAGGAGAGACUCUGAGAUAUCUGUCUGUCGUCAGCAUUACUGAACAAACAAAUGACAGUUAUCUGUCAGUCACCUGUGAUGUGAGGACAUAUCCAUAUUGUAGACACACAGUGAAGUGGUUUAACGAGGGUUCAGGCCAGGAUGGAAAUAAUCAACAUGUACAAACAUCACAGUCUGACUCUGGAUGCCGUGCCACCGCCCAAAUCCCAAAAGCUCAUGCACCCAGAGAUAUCUUACUGAAGUGUGAAGUCACAGACCGUGGAAGAGUUCAAUAUUUCCCCUUCAGUCGUCAGACAACAGGUGAGGCCACAAAAAAUGACCCAAAAGAAAUGACAACAGCAGCAGGAUCAGACACAGCUGCAGUUGCCAGGUUCAUCGUUGUCUCUGUGGGUUUAUCAGCUCUCAUCAUAACUGUUGUGACCGUCAACAUAUGGACAAGAACUAAAGGGAAACAAUCACAGAGGAAUGAUAAGGUGGUGGAUGAGGAUGAUGAAGAUGAGACAGUGAACUAUGAAAACAUCAGAGCUUCUGCAGAGGAUUGACCAACACUUGUGUCUCUGUCAGACUACACAGAUCAACAACAUCAUGAUCAGAGGAGUUCAUGUCAUCUUUCCUCUACAAGAAGGAGAACCUCCCUAAUCCUGUCACUAACUCUUGUAUUGAAGAUCUUGGUUUUCCCUUGAAAAAGGAGCCGAAAUAUGAUCAAAUGUAAAUCAACUGAAAAUGAGCAGACAUGUAUAAAUGUAGGCUUCUGUCUGAAACUAAGGAUGCACAUCACUCCAUCAGAUUCCCUUUAUAGACAUGAAUGUAUGUGUUUAAUAUUUCACCACAUUCUGUAGCACCACCUUUUGGUGAAAUAGCAAAGAAGCAUGAGGAAUCAGUCUCUGUAGAUAGACAGCUGUAUACAACAAAUGUGUUUAAGGUUUCUCUCUACACAAACCACAACGAGGAACCCUGACUGGAAACUCCAUCUGUUUUAGUCCCUCAAAGGCUCAGCUCUGCAGGAUGAUGGAUCAGGACUUUACAGAUUCAAAUGAGUAUAAGGCACUGAUUUUCCCUCUGCACAGGGAGGAAGAAGAGGUUUGACUUCCACAAGGGGUCUGCAGACUCCAGUUUACUGUCAAUAUGUAUAUUUUUAUCUGCUCUCUUUCAUUAUAGGUCUAUUUUUCUAAGAGUAAUAUUUUUAAAAUGUGUGCUUUUCUGAAGGAUUCAAAGCUGUAAUCAUAUAUGAGAUAUCAUUUAUGCUCAUUUAUAUUCACACACACACACAUACAUAUAUAUAUAUGUAUAUAAUAAAAUGCUAGAGCAGGUACCUGAUGCAAGAAUAAGAGCUCACUUCUGCCCAUUCCUUUUAGACCUGCUUAUAACUUUAUCUUUCUGCUGACAGUUUUUCCUGCUUUACAUUUUUUCACGGUUUUAAAGAUCAGUGUUUUUCCUCUUUUAUUUUUGUUUUUCAGUUUUCUGUUGAUUUCUUUCAUGCUUGGAAUAAAAGUCUUAACUGAACUCCGUAGCUCCUCAGUUGCAAUACUCCUCUUACCAUCAGGGGGCAGCACAGCCUGUUAAACUUUUCAGAAAGGAAGAAGGGCCCAGUGUUUGAAACCAGCCUCAGAAAUCAGGAGAAACUCUUAUCCUUUUUUAAAUUUUUGACAAGAAAAUGUCAGUGUUGUGGACACAUUCUGAGACUUUGAUAUCACAUUUUGAGCUUGACAGAUUUAACUCAGAAACAGGUAUGAAGACAUGGCCCAAUUCAGUCAUUUCCUGUUGCCAGUUGGGGGCGCUACAGCAAAAAGAUAAAAUUGACGCUUGAAUUACUAGAGGGGCACACAUUGAUCAUAAAUGUGAAAUUUGAGGAAAUAUAAUGACAUGUUUUCAUGUGAGCGUGUUCAGUGUGAUGCUGAUGUCUAGCCAGAAAUUGUAGAAGAACACAGAGUAAUGUUCACAAAUGU